Messenger RNA from Gadus macrocephalus (Pacific cod), 3319 nucleotides. RefSeq names its product GATA binding protein 2b (gene gata2b). NCBI's taxonomy places the organism in Eukaryota, Metazoa, Chordata, Actinopteri, Gadiformes, Gadidae. Gene Ontology annotation, cellular component: nucleus. The coding region runs from base 655 to 1938 and encodes 427 amino acids. Gene Ontology annotation, biological process: negative regulation of transcription by RNA polymerase II; positive regulation of transcription by RNA polymerase II; cell fate commitment. The record is from RefSeq and is a predicted model, not a curated record. Gene Ontology annotation, molecular function: RNA polymerase II cis-regulatory region sequence-specific DNA binding; zinc ion binding; DNA-binding transcription factor activity, RNA polymerase II-specific. The transcript has 6 exons.
GGGGAGACACACACACACACACACACACACACACACACACACACACACACACACACACACACACACACACACACACACACACACACACACACACACACACACACACACACACACACACACACACACACACACACACGCACACACACACACAAAAACCAACAGACACGUGGAGCGGAGGAGAAGGGAGAGUAGGGGGAGGGCCAGACCGCAGGUUGGCAGCAGCGAUAUUCCAUUGGCUGUUCCGGAGUCAGAUCUUUAUUUAAGUCUCCGUCAGCCGGUGGAGCUGCAGUCACACCGAAGCCCCCCUGGACCCGUCACACGUCACACACACACCGAUACCUUGAGGUCGAGCUCUUCACAAGGAGAGCCGUUUUUUCAGAGAGCAGUUCAUCGACGUCCCGGUGGGGAGAUCGAACAGGAGUCACGGUUCGCGGCGCGCGGCCCGAUGUCGCCCUGCGCGAGACGGAGAAACCACGGCAUCGUGUGGAGAAUCAACCGGAACCCCGCUGCGCAUAAGGAGAGGAACCCCGCCGCUUUUGGAACGUGGACUUAAACUGACGCGCGUGAAGGCUGUUAAAAAGAUUGGCGCGCGGAAGAAGAGUGGACCCCCCCCCUCACUUUCACCUCUGACCGGAUAUCAUUACUCCACCUGAGAUGGAGGUCUCGAGCGAGCAGCAGCGGUGGCUGCACCACCACGCCGUCCUGAACGGACAGCACUCGGACCACCACCACCCGGGCCUCGCGCACGGCGGCUACCUGGAGCCCGCAGCGCCGCUGCUGCCGCCCGACGAGGUGGACGUGUUCUUCAACCACCUGGACGCCGGCGGGAACCCCUACUACCACCCCGCGGCUCGGGCCCGGGCCUCCUACGGCCAGGCGCACGCCCGCCUGGCCGGGCCGCAGGUCCACCGGCCGCACCUCCUCCACAGCCCCGCCGGGAUGUCGUGGCUGGACGGCGGCAAGGCGGCGGCGCUGUCCGCCCACCACCACCCCGCCUGGGCGGCUCUGCACCCCCCAGGGCCAGGGUCACCGGGGGGCCUCUCCGCCGUCUAUCCCUGCAGCAACCCCACCCCCGUCCCGGCCUCCGCCAUGACCCCCACCCCCCACUCCGGCUCCCACCUAUACGCCUUCCCCCCCACCCCCCCGAAGGACGUGUCCCCGGACCCGGGCUCCGCGUCCCCGGACCAGAAGGACUCCAUCAAGUACCACGUGUCGGACGUGCUGAAGAUGGAGGGCUCGAGCCCCCUUCGGAGCGGCCACCAGUCCCUCCACCCCCUACCGUCCUACCCCUCCUACGGCCUCCCGUCGGAGUACGGCGGGGGUCUGUUCCACCCGGGGGGUCUGCUGGGGGGGUCCCAGUCCGGGUACAACCCCAAGUGCAAAUCUAAACCCCGCUCCUGCUCCGAGGGCCGUGAGUGUGUGAACUGCGGGGCCACGUCUACCCCGCUGUGGCGCCGCGACGGGACGGGGCACUACCUGUGCAACGCGUGCGGCCUGUACCACAAGAUGAACGGCCAGAACCGGCCGCUCAUCAAGCCCAAGAGACGCCUGUCUGCCGCCCGGCGAGCUGGCACCUGCUGCGCCAACUGCCAGACGACGACCACCACACUGUGGCGGCGUAACGCCAACGGUGACCCCGUGUGCAACGCCUGUGGCCUGUACUACAAGCUGCACAACGUGAACCGGCCCCUCACCAUGAAGAAGGAGGGGAUUCAGACCCGCAACCGGAAGAUGUCCAACAAGUCCAAGAAGAGCAAGCGCUGCAGCGAGAGCUACGAGGAGUACAAGAGCCCCCCCUUCAGCGGGCACAUGUCCCUGGGACACCUCCCCCCCUUCAGCCACGCCGGACACAUGCUGCCCACCCCCACCCCCAUACACCCCUCCUACGGCCACCCGCACCACCCGCACCACGGCAACAUGGUGGCGGCCAUGUGCUGAGCCUCACCCCGAUGCAUCAUGGGUAACUGGCGACGGAGGUGACGGACUCAGAAGGCUGACGGACCUUCAGUACCUCCAGGGCCAGAGGGGACCUCUGGGGAUCACUGUGUACCAUGUCCACCGAACUCUGGGUGGGCUGGGCAGAGCUGGGUGGAGCUGGGUGGAGCUGGGUGGAGCUGGGUGGAGCUGGGUGGAGCUGGGUGGAGCUAGGUGGAGCUGGGUGGAGCUGGGUGGAGCUGGGUGGAGCUAGGCAGAGCUGGGUGGAGCUAGGCGGAGCUAGGUGGAGCUAGCAUCAAAGGGGGAGGCAGGAAGCUUUGGUCCACCCUGACGUUGUGGUACCAGGGGAGUCGUGGUACCCUUUGCUUCCCAGAGCGGCUUAGUGUACCUUAAGGAUGUAGGGACCCUACACCCUCAAGGUACAGAGGCUCUCUGCAGGUACAUUUGUAGUUACUGUGAAUAUUGUACAUUCUUUAGAUGAACUAGAAGGGGUGGAGGACACCACUGAACGGGGCUCCUCUGAACCCUUUCAACACCUGUGCUGGAUUUCUGCUCAUGGACUAUUUUAAAGGAAUUUGGAGAAAACACAAACAAGAAAGAAGCAAGCUUCCCUUUUUCUAAGUCUUGAUCCGAGGCUGUUUAUUGUAAUUAUUGUUCUUAUUAUAGUUUUUGUUCUUAUUGUUAUUCAGAUAAUUUAUUUUCACUCCCCCCUUUCUUCUACGACCGCCCCUUAAACAAAGACCCCACGUGUGAAGAUAUAUAUUUAUAAGCUGAAGCUACGACGACCAUCAUUUAUACUCACAUAACAGAUCACCUUGUCUCUCCUCCCUCCAUGUGUACGAGGUGUGAGAGAGAGAGAGAGAGGCCCCCCCUGGCCCCUGGACCCCCUGCAGGGUGGGCGAGGGGGGGUCAGGGGGUCACACAGGGUAACGCCCCCCCAAUGUCACCCUGUCCCACGCCAAACCAACAGGAAGUGCCAUAUUGAAUCGGGGACUCUGUUUCCCGUCUCCAGACGACAACUCGGGCCCAAAGCUGUUUUUACUUGUAUUCAUAACAGUGCAGAGGAACGGCCAAUUGAAAGGUGUACUCAUAUUUAUUAUAUAAGACUCAUUAUAUGUUUUUUAUCAUGUUGUCUGCGAGCUGUCUGGGUUAUGGAUUAUGGGUUAUUGGUGACUUUAAUCCGAGUUUAGGGGCGGUGCUCAUCACCCAAUGCACCCUCAAGCCAAACACUCUCUCUCGGUGCCUCUACGAUCUAUCUAUAUAUAUAUAGACCUAUAUAUAUAUAUAUAGCGUCCGGAUGCUUGCUUUGUAACGUGUUGAGUGGAGAGACAGGUGCUGCUACAUAAUGCAUCAUGUUGAUAAUAAAGAAUCAAUUUAAAUCAAA